This is a messenger RNA of Coregonus clupeaformis (lake whitefish), 354 nucleotides long. RefSeq names its product DNL-type zinc finger protein-like. Bases 22 to 345 code for a protein of 107 amino acids. Gene Ontology annotation, cellular component: mitochondrion. Gene Ontology annotation, biological process: protein folding; protein stabilization; protein import into mitochondrial matrix. The transcript is spliced from 2 exons. NCBI's taxonomy places the organism in Eukaryota, Metazoa, Chordata, Actinopteri, Salmoniformes, Salmonidae. The record is from RefSeq and is a predicted model, not a curated record. Gene Ontology annotation, molecular function: protein-folding chaperone binding; zinc ion binding.
GGUAUCAUUAUUUUACUGUCAAUGAUCUGUAUGCAGGUGUGCUCAACCAGGUCAACAAAGAGGAUAUCCAAGGUAGCCUAUCAUAAAGGUGUUGUCCUAGUGACCUGCCCAGGAUGUGAAAAACACCACAUUAUUGCUGACAACUUGGGUUGGUUCUCUGACCUGAAGGGAAAGAGGAACAUUGAGGAAAUCCUUGCAGCGAAAGGGGAGAAAGUGAAGAGGGUAGAAGGAGAGGCGGUCUUCGAGAUUGUUGUAGACAAGUCCGGCAAGGAUUCAACACAGACUGCUCAAGAUGCAGAUGCAAAGAAACCUUCACCAGAGUCUGAUGACUCAGGGAAAUCAUGACUAACUCUC